This is a messenger RNA of Alternaria triticimaculans, 1644 nucleotides long. RefSeq lists its product as uncharacterized. Bases 1 to 1644 code for a protein of 547 amino acids. The transcript has 4 exons. The record is from RefSeq and is a predicted model, not a curated record. Lineage: Eukaryota; Fungi; Ascomycota; Dothideomycetes; Pleosporales; Pleosporaceae.
AUGAGUGAUCUGAAAUCACUAUGUUUGGUGUCAAAAGAGCUCAACCAACUCGCCCUCGAAAAGCUUUACGAGCGCAUCGACAUUCGCCUCUUCAGCGAAAACAACACUAACUACAUCCUUGAGCUACUCAAGGACGUAAAAGGGAACCUCCAGUAUACCAGAGAACUCGUCGUAGAAGAUGAGUGCAUCGCCGAGGAAACCACGUCUGUGCAGUACGGCAACGUUGGACUACCUGGCCUUGAAUGUUGGACGGGUUCUGGCGCCACGAAAGCAGAUCCUGAAGUACGCGACAGCAAUCUUGAGCAGGUCUUGGAUCUCAUCCCGGCGAAUGCCCUGCGCACAUUCCGUUUCCUCGGUCGACGAUCAUUUCCGUGGUGGCUGCAUAAGAAGCUCGCAUCGAACCAGAGAAAUAUCACAGACCUCCAAGUCAGUCUUACUAUGGGUCUCUUCGACAACUCUAUAUACAUACUACCAGAACUGUGUCAACGCGAAAAGGAUUUGAUACGACUGGACAUGUAUAUCGUCGAUGGGUCGUCACUCAACGGCCAAUUACUCGACUACGUUGAAGCCGUCGGAAGAAACCUGCAAUCCCUGUCUUUGAGCGCCAACGUUAACACUGACGUGUCCAAGCUGCUUCGGACCCACGAAUGGUCACCAUAUCAGCCCAAACUCCCACUGAAAGAACUCAGGUUGACUGGCUUGACAUUGAAGCACAUGUACAACUCCCUAUCGACGAUCAUCGAUUUCAGCAAGCUGCAAAAGCUCGACCUAGUAGAAUGCACCGGAUGCUUCAAACUCCUAUCGGAUAUGACAGAUGCGAUGCCAAACCAGCAGUUCGAUCUUACGCACCUUGCCUUGAACGAAUUUGUGCCUCGAAUUGGCAUCAUCAAAACUGAAGACGAGCGCAACAUACAUUUGGUCAACUUCUUGAAAGCAUGUCCAAACCUGCGCAGUCUGCACUUUGGUCAUUACGAUCUCGAAGCUUUACCACCAGGAUUGAGACAGUACCUACAAAGUAGAGGCAAGGAGCUCACGAGUCUGAGUCUAUACUCCAAAACCGAGAUAAUCGACGCUGGAGAGUUCGAUCUUAUUUGCCGAUUAUGUCCCAACCUAGAACAAUUCGCCGCCGGGAUCGACGAGGAAUUUAUAAUGGCAGAUGGGCUGUGGUACCAUAACCUGAGAGACUUCGUAGACUCCCUCCGCCGCCUCCCCAAACUCCGUACCCUACACACCCACCGCUCUUCCAUCUCCCUAGUCGGCGGCCUCGGCAACGGAUACGGCAACCGCUGGAACACAUCCAUGAUCUCGCUACAAGUGCAAAAGUUCGCAAACCUGCUCUUCGGCGAACUCUACACCGUUAACCCUGAUUUCGCCCUCGAAACACUUAUUGUGGGGCACUUGGGUCCGCUCUUGCGGAAAAGCAAUGCUAUCGAGCUGGACAACGGUCGUGAGGUCAAUUCGCAGCAUUAUCUGCCGCAGUUUUGCUUUGUGAGGAGUCGGCAGGAGGAUCUUUUGGGGAGGACGGCGACGACGGGGGUGAUGGUGAGUAGGGCUGUGUUGAAGAGGACGCAUGACUAUAUGGGUAUUUUGGAUGUGGAUGCUGGGGUGGAGGCGUGGGAGCAAUGGGUUGGUCAGGCCAUCUGA